UGGGUGCUAUGCUGCUGCGGUCCCUCCGUGGUUGGGCUGCGCGGCGGCUACGCAGCACGGUCCCUGGGAGCCCCGGGAGCCCCGGCAAUCCCGGGAAUCUCGAUUCGGGUGCUGGGCCGCUGUGGGCACCUCGCCGCGCCUGGCCUCCGGAUAAAGACAGAGAGAAUGAUAAAGAGAAAAAAGCAGUGGUCUGUGUUGAGGGCAACAUUGCGAGUGGGAAGACGACAUGCCUGGAGUUCCUCUCCAAUACACCAGACGUUGAGGUGUUAAUGGAGCCUGUGCUCAAGUGGAGAAACGUGCGUGGCCAUAAUCCUCUGGGUCUGAUGUACCAGGAUGCCAGUCGAUGGGGCCUCACACUACAGACUUACGUGCAACUCACUAUGCUGGACCAGCACACUCGCCCUCAGAUGUCACCUGUACGGUUGAUGGAAAGGUCAAUUUACAGCGCAAGAUACAUUUUUGUAGAAAACCUGUAUAGAAGUGGGAAGAUGCCCGAGGUUGACUAUGUGAUUCUGUCUGAGUGGUUUGACUGGAUCAUCAGGAACAUAGAUGUGUCCGUUGAUCUGAUAGUGUAUCUUCGAACCACUCCUGAGAUCUGCUACCAGAGAUUAAAGAUGAGGUGCAGGGAAGAGGAGAAAGUCAUUCCAAUGGAAUACCUCAGUGCUAUUCACCGCCUCUACGAGGAGUGGCUGGUCAAUGAUAGCCUUUUCCCAGCGGCAGCCCCUGUUCUGGUGAUUGAGGCUAACCACAACUUGGAGAAAAUGUUAGAACUCUUUGAACAAAACCGGGCCCGAAUAUUAACUCCAGAGAAUUGGAAGCAUGGCCCGUAGGACCGGGGCACUCUACGAGACAGUGCCGGGAGCAGCCUAGCAGGGCCUGGGUAACAUUCGGGAGCAUUCGGAAGAAUCUCCUCUCAGGAGAGUCUGUUACCUUGUCAGAUCUAUUCUCGUAAUGGUCUUUUCAUUAUGGGACAAAUGGCUUUUUCUGUCAGGUCCUUGCAGCACACAUUCCCCACCCGGGCAGCUUUCUGACACUGAAGCUCUUUGUCAAAAAUACUUGCUGUGUCCCUGGUGUUGUUCUGGGGUCUGUGUAUCAGGCCACCUGGUGGGGUGGGAGAGCAGGCUUCCAUCCCAGGCAAGGAUUUGAAGCUCAGAAAGGCACAGGACUCUUCAAGGUCACACAGCCAGUGCAUGGCAGAGCUGGCACCAUUUAGACACCUGACUUGGGUUGCCUCUUCUUGAGCCAUUUCCCACAGCACUGCUGCUCUGAGCUCCAGCCCACCAGGUCUUCAUGAGAAGAGCUAACAGUAUGUGGAUUCCAUCAUAUGUCACUACUGGGCAAGUUUCAAGGAGAAUAGACAUCACUAGUCUUUGUACACCUCUGUUAUUUGGCAUGAGCCCAGUGUUUCCUGGUGUGACGGUGCUGUAGCCUCUACCCUUUGUCAUCUGGACCUCAGUGUCUAUAGGGGAAUCCCGCACUGGCCUUUGGAUGGUGCCAGUGUCCUUGAGGAUGAAGGUCCUUCCCAGAUUGCUGCCAGUUUCAUGUCAUUCUGUGUCAGGAAAAAAGGCUUUUGGGAUCUGGACACUUUGCCCUGUGCUGAGUGAGGCCAAAGGCAGCCAGCUGGGCUUCCAAGGCCCCAUCACUUUCUCCUGUCCCUAUGUGAGGAGAGUGCCCUUGGAAUCACUGAGUGCUUGUGCUCCAGGGAGAGGGACACAGUGGCCUUAACGCCUUGGAAGUGUUUUUCCAUCUGAGCGGAUGUCUUGGACCACAGAGCAUGAAGCCAUCUCUAUUAGAUCAGAAACUGUCUUAGCUUUGCUUGGCCAUAACUGUACUGAAGGUGCAGCUGCUGCUUGAACCAAUUGAGACCAAGAGAAAGAAAGAACAUUCCUCGGGGCUAGUGGAGCUGGACAGUCAGGGCUUGCCAACAAAGGCAUUUGAAGCCUGGCUGCUCUUAACAUUCUGGAGUGGACGGAGCGCCUCAGGAGAAGACUGGCUGAGGUGGACUCUGGAGAAACAGUGCAGUGGGCUGCAGAUGAGUGCCAGCUGGGCCUGCUCUGGCUCUCUGUAAGGGCUGGGUAUGCCUGGUGGCCAGAGAGAGGGCCAAGAGUCCAGCUCUUGGUCCUUAAUAGUUUGGACCAAUUCUUGGGCCCUUUCUGUAGUAUGAGGGAUAGCACCUAAGGGGACUGUUCAUCAGCACCUGCAGUCCAGUGAGGCAUAAGCCAUAAACUUGAGAAAGGCAGGAACCUUGGCAUCAGCAGUCCUGACAUAGGGGCAUCUUGAGAAUUUGCAAAUGAACAGUCUAGUGCUUGCUGUCUGCUCAACCAGAGCACCUGUGUGGGGAGAGAUGUGAUGUUUCUCUUGCUAUGUGGCAAAUAAAUUCUACAUCUCAGUCCUGA
This is a messenger RNA of Psammomys obesus (fat sand rat), 2396 nucleotides long. It is a transcript of the gene Tk2, whose product is annotated as thymidine kinase 2. The transcript has 10 exons. Lineage: Eukaryota; Metazoa; Chordata; Mammalia; Rodentia; Muridae. The record is from RefSeq and is a predicted model, not a curated record. The coding region runs from base 9 to 830 and encodes 273 amino acids. Gene Ontology annotation, cellular component: cytoplasm; mitochondrion. Gene Ontology annotation, molecular function: ATP binding; deoxynucleoside kinase activity. Gene Ontology annotation, biological process: nucleobase-containing compound metabolic process.